Cryptococcus deneoformans JEC21 is the source of this 979-nucleotide messenger RNA. RefSeq names its product inorganic phosphate transporter pho88, putative. The coding region runs from base 44 to 613 and encodes 189 amino acids. NCBI's taxonomy places the organism in Eukaryota, Fungi, Basidiomycota, Tremellomycetes, Tremellales, Cryptococcaceae. The transcript has 7 exons. Gene Ontology annotation, biological process: protein targeting to ER. Gene Ontology annotation, cellular component: endoplasmic reticulum; mitochondrion. The record is from RefSeq and is a predicted model, not a curated record.
UCCUAUUUCCAUCUCAAUCCCAUCUCCCGUCUCCACAACAACAAUGAACAACCCAGCCGUCUCAAACCUCAUCCUCUCUCUCGGCGCCAUGCAGGUCGCUCGAAAGAUCCCCAUGGAAGACCCACAGGUCGUAAACUACCUUCGUAUCGGUUACGUUUCUGCUCAGCUCAUAUCGCUUGCCAUAUACUACUUCAUUACUCUCAAGAUUAGGAAGAAGAACGACUUGACGGUCUUGAAAUAUGUCAAUCCGGCUUCCCCUAUGAACCCUGAUGCCAAGCCUGAACUUGUGCAAACUACUGUCAAAGACUACGACCUUGCUGAAACUGGCAAGGCUAUCAGGAGCUUACUCAUCAGCGUCGCCAUUAUGACCUUCCUUCACGGCUACAUGAAGUACACUCAACCCCUCUUCAUUCAAUCCAUCAUGGGUCUCAAGGGCGCCCUCGAGUCCAACCCUGCCAAACUUCACCUUUGGAACAAGAAGGCCGAGGGUGACCUCGCCCGACCUUUCAAGUCCUCUGGCGGCAUGUUUGAGAGCCUUACAGGUAAAGCUUCCGGCCCCCAGACGGAUGCUGCCUCUAUCAAAGAGGCCGAGAAGGCUGGCAAGGCCGAGUAAUGGGAUCGACUAGAAGUUGUCAUAGAUGUUGCGGAGACUUGCAGGGGAGAACACAAAAAAUUGUGUGAUGAGUACUUAUGUAUGCAUGCAAACCGGGCGGAUGUGUUGUUUAUGCAUUCGUAAUAGUACAGCAUCUAUGAUUAUAUGUUUGCCCUUGCCCUUCCAUCACAUCUUUUAAUGCAUAACUCCCCUUUCUCCCGCCCAUCAUCAUGGGCCAUUCCGAUACGGAUGAACUGCUUGACAUUUCUCGAGGUCUUUGUCUAGGCGAAGAGGCGGGGGGUGAAAAUGUCAUGGAACCGGCUGCAGGACCACGAGGAGGUGAGAAUAUAGGAGGCGAAUCGAGGGAAAGGGAUGAUAGUGUUCGGU